AUGGCAGAUUCAAGUAUGGAAGUAAUUGUAGCAGAAGAACUUAUUGCCGAUUCCGACCUUAUUAAUGACGCCGACGAGCAGCCGGAUCUAAGAAACAUCAUUUUGGAGGAGUGGGAACUUAAAUCCACGGUGUAUGCCAUCUUGAUUAGUCACGGUGUCACACUGGAGUAUUUAAAAGUCCUGGACGAAAAAGCACUGAGCGACAUAUUUUCUGUUGUCAAAUGGACCGGACAUAAACAUGCCUUGCGCUCCAAGUUAGAACAGUGGAAAGAGAGUGUAUUGUACCGCCCGUUGCCCUCCACCACCAGCAAUCCGGCAAGCGAAACGUCCCCAGCCCACAAUGCAGUUCCGGGACCAUCCCAUAUGAACAAAUUACUCCAAACAACCGUCACAAACAAUGUACUGCUUGGCAUACUCGAGAGAAACGAAAAAGGCAAAAUUGUUUGUCAGUAUUACCAAGCACACCAACGGCUGGAUGUGGAGCAAAGACGAUCGUUGGCACACACCAUAGUCGACUACUACAUUGCCAACAACACAUAUUUUACACUGGCAGAUAUGGAACGUUUUGCCGACCUGAUUGCAGCUCGAUUUCCUCCGGAAAUAUCUGAGACCUACUACAAUCCCCGUGAUUCAGCCGCUGGCAAGAAGUACCCCUCUGGUCUAUUGUAUGAUCGAUUUCAUAACCGAAAGAAAACCGGUUCAAGGCGCCAGGUAGGCGAGAUCGACCCGUGGACACGUUACAAGGUGGAAGCAGUCAAGCUCACUGCUGAUGCUUCCACCCAUCCACCAGAAAUAAACCGCUUGACAUCGAUUAAAAACUGGCUACGAAACAACCUGGAACCAUUUGAUGAAAUUUUGCAGCGUUGGAACGACUCUCGGCUGCUGCGUGUAACAAGCAUCAUCAAAGAAGCUGAGAUCAACAAAUCAAACAUCCUUCAGGAGUGGCCACGUCUUGCAGAUCCGAAUGGAUAUUUGCUGAUUGAUGCUGACUACGGCUCUAUUUAUGAAAGCUCAAGGAACGCGUCGACGCUGUAUGACAACUGGGGCACAUUCCUGGUGAAGUUUCGGGAGUACGUAAGCAAGUGCAACAUCAAGGAUCAUCGUUCGCUUCAGCUGCUGGAUUACUUGGAGGAAGGUACGCUGGCCGAUGAUACAAAGAAUUUAAUUUACUGUUCCGUCUUCCAUGCUGUGAUAAAGCCUUCGCGAACAUCGUCAAGGAGAUUGCCCACCAUCUUGCAAGCACAGGAAGAAAAUUGCCGUGUUUGUGAUACGGAGCAAGACUACCAAUUGGAAAGAGACACGUUGAGACAAGAAUCUGAAUCAAACGGAUUACAAUUUUCUCCCAGAAUCUUCUUAGUCGGCAAACCUGAACAUCUGGACGCAUGCUAUGUAGUAACACAACGGUUGGAAUACAGACUACCAUCAUUUUUACGCUGCGUUGAUGUCGUCAUAAAGUUGAAACUAGUACUGCAGUUCAAUUUUCCCGAAAGCUGCGAAUUAUUCUACUGUUUCGUUGCCAAGUAUUUUUACAACGUGGACUGUGGACGUAAAACUAAGAACAGUCAGCUACUUGAGCUCAUAUCAUUCCUGGAAAAGGCAGAGCCAUGAACUGUUUCCUGUGUCAAGAAGUGCUUACAUCAUUCCCACGUUACCUGGAUCAUCUAACCGUCGGCCAUGGCACACCACCUGUAUUUACGUACAAAUGUACUGCUUGCAUACCAACCUUACUAUUUCGGGAUGUAUACCGUUUCAAACGCCACAUUUCCGGACAACAUCUGUGCCUUUUCCGAUCACCGAGACAGCCACUACAAGAAUCCACCAGAACUCCACUCAGACAGACCGUUGAAACGGAGGAUGACGGACAGCCGAACCUGCGCUCGGAAAAUGUUUCAACGGAUUCGGAAAAGGAAGAUAUAGAGAACCAGAGUAUGGGCGAAGAUGCUGUUUUAGAUUUGAAUGCUAGAUUA
Molecule: messenger RNA, 1967 nt
Organism: Aedes albopictus (Asian tiger mosquito)
Lineage: Eukaryota; Metazoa; Arthropoda; Insecta; Diptera; Culicidae
Exons: 7
Coding region: 1-1608 (535 amino acids)
Source: RefSeq, a predicted model, not a curated record